CCACCCCCGCAACACACCUCUCCUCCUCCUCUCGUCUGCUGGCAACGUCCUCGAGGCAUUUUUGAGGAACCCCAGUGUCACUGUGAUUCCCCGCGUUUAUAUAUCUCACCAUCGUCGCCUGUCGCCGACCACCUACGUUCCAAGAUGUCCAACACUGUCGCUGCAGAGUCGUUUGACGACGUGGCACUUGCACCUCUGGAUGUUAUCUUCAAGCUCAGCGCGGACUUCAAGGCGGAUACCUUCCCUCAGAAGGUCAACCUCGGUGUCGGCGCAUACCGCGAUGACAACAGCAAGCCCUGGGUCCUCCCCGUCAUCAAGAAGGCAAAUGAACUGUUGUUGAACGAUGACUCUGUUGAUCACGAAUACCUGCCGAUCACUGGCCUGCCAGAGUUCUGCGAUCUCUCGGGCAAGCUGCUCUUCGGCGCGGACUCCCCUGUUGUGAGGGAGAAGCGUCUCUCUACGGUGCAGUGUAUCUCUGGCACGGGCUCCAACCAUCUUGCCGCGCUCUUCCUCUCGCGCUUCUAUAAGUUUAACGGAGAGAAAAAGGCGUUCAUCAGCCAGCCGACGUGGGUCAACCACUUCAACAUAUUCCGCAAUGUUGGCAUCGAGCCAGUGACAUACCCGUACUACGACCCGAAGACCAUCGGCCUUGACUUCGACGGCUUCCUUGGUGCCGUGCAGAACGCGCCGCCCAAAUCCGUCAUCCUCCUCCACGCCUGCGCACACAACCCCACCGGUGUUGACCCCACGCACGAGCAGUGGCAGACGAUCGCGCGCGUCAUGAAGGAGCGCGCGCACUACGCCUUUUUCGACUGCGCGUACCAGGGCUUCGCCUCCGGCGACCUCGACGCGGACGCUUGGGCGGUGCGGCACUUCGCCGCCGAGGGCAUCCCGCUGCUUGUCUGCCAGAGCUUCGCAAAGAACGCGGGCCUGUACGGCGAGCGUGUCGGUGCGCUGCACAUCGUGGCGAAGAGUGCGGAUGCGGCGGCGCGGGUGAAGAGCCAGCUGGCGGUGCUGCAGCGCAGCGAGAUCAGCAACCCGCCGGCGUACGGCGCGCGGUUGGUGGCGAUGAUCUUGGGGCAGCCAGAGCUGUUUGCGCAGUGGAAGCAGGAUAUCAAGACGAUGGCGGGGAGGAUUAUUGACAUGCGGCAUGAGCUGCACCGGUUGUUGACGCAGGAGCUGAAGACGCCGGGCAACUGGGACCAUAUCAUCAACCAGAUCGGCAUGUUUAGCUUCACUGGUCUGUCUCCGGAGCAGUGCAAGGCGCUCAUCGAGGAGUACCACGUAUACCUGACCUCAAAUGGUCGUAUCUCCAUGGCCGGCUUGAAUUCGCACAAUAUCCAAUAUUUCGCGAAGGCUGUGGACACGGUUGUGCGCACGAAGUAGAUGGAUGGAAGGGCAGAAGGAACCUUGUAGAUGUAAUCAUAACAUGUACUUAGAGCAACAACACGCGUCUCUGCUCACGGACGGAAUUUCGCCUACCU
This is a messenger RNA of Schizophyllum commune H4-8, 1484 nucleotides long. RefSeq lists its product as uncharacterized. Gene Ontology annotation, molecular function: L-aspartate:2-oxoglutarate transaminase activity; pyridoxal phosphate binding. The transcript is spliced from 9 exons. Gene Ontology annotation, cellular component: cytosol. Gene Ontology annotation, biological process: L-aspartate biosynthetic process. The coding region runs from base 145 to 1386 and encodes 413 amino acids. The record is from RefSeq and is a predicted model, not a curated record. NCBI's taxonomy places the organism in Eukaryota, Fungi, Basidiomycota, Agaricomycetes, Agaricales, Schizophyllaceae.